Messenger RNA from Tachysurus fulvidraco (yellow catfish), 1760 nucleotides. It is a transcript of the gene tmem255a, whose product is annotated as transmembrane protein 255A. The coding region runs from base 217 to 1242 and encodes 341 amino acids. The record is from RefSeq and is a predicted model, not a curated record. Lineage: Eukaryota; Metazoa; Chordata; Actinopteri; Siluriformes; Bagridae. The transcript is spliced from 10 exons.
UGUUCCUCGUGUCGCGCGUGUGGAGGGAGCACAGAGCGCAUGCGCAAAGGCUGCGUUUUUUUGGACCAAAACACGAGGACGACAGUGAGUUAGGACGGUUGAGCUUACGCUCUAAUAUGACAGCUAAGGCGAGCGAAAAAAUACGUCUCGUCUCGUUAGGGGUUUCAAUUUUAGUCUUAACACAUAACUGCAAUUCAUGCUAGAGAUCCUCCAAUAAUGCCAGCCGGAGUGAACGCGCAAGCUGCUGGGAUCCCCAUGUCCGAUGCUAUGGGGUCUUUCAAAAGGAGGAAGAGAAAGUCCAUUACCGUGACUGCAUUGUUAUUUGUAGUGUCUAUACUUAUACUAAUCUUUGGCUUGGCUGCCACCACAAGGACAAAGAACAUUACAGUUGGAGGCUACUAUCCUGGAGUCAUUCUUGGUUUUGGCUCCUUUCUCGGAAUCAUUGGGGCUCAUUUAAUUGAGAAUAAGAGGCAGAUGCUGGUAGCUUCCAUCGUCUUUAUCAGCUUUGGUGUGGUGGCUUCGUUAUGUUGUGCUAUAGUGGAUGGUGUUUUUGCUGCAAGACACAUUGACCUCCGUCCUGUUUAUGCUGGUCGAUGUGAAUACUACUCCAGUGUAACAGCCUUUGAUGUGGAUGUUCACUGCCAGACAGCAUCACGUGUAUCAUGUAACCUGCGUGUGAAGAGUAAGACAUGCUACUGCUGUGACCUCUACAACUGUGGGAAAGAACAUCCUCUUUUGGGACUUCAGAGUAAAGAUGUUUUGAAAAAAAUUAGGAAAACGUCCAUGAUUUGGAACCAUGUUGACCCCAGAGGAGGCUACCAUGAGUACACAGAUGUGCACAGUUGCCAAGAUGUUGUGUACCUUUACCACCUGUUGUGGUCUGCCACCAUUCUCAACAUCAUUGCCUUCUUCCUGGGUAUCAUCACAGCAGCAGUGCUCGGAACCUUCAAGGACAUGAUGCCAUCUACAGCCCCUGACACAUGUGAACCAGAUUCUCUGGCUACCCCAGCAGCCCCUGAGACUCAUGCCCCAACCACCCCCAACUCCUUCUACAACACUGCCCCCUGCCUGCCACCUUAUACUGCCUAUGACCUCCAGGUUUCCAACAUGUUUCCUGACUCUUCUGGCCUAUCUGAUGACUCGCAAUCUGGAGCCAGUCACAUGUGGCCCACUAUGAUUCCUCCACGCUAUUCUCCUCCUUAUUAUCCACCUGAUGAUAAACCUCCACCGUACAGUCCUUAAAGGACACCAAAAAGAGUCAUGGUAUCUCUGACAAUAGGCCCUAAGGAUUGAGGCGUGAAUGGGCAUACAUACCUUAAAAACAGAUCCUGCUGCUGUGGAGGAUCACUGCACAGGCAAUCCUGCUGAUGUGAUGUCUGUUGAACGGAAGCAGAUCGUCGCAGAAGCUGAAUGUUCAUCUCUGCAAAGCAGAUCUACACAGUUGUCCUGUUUAGGUACACUACGCAGCCUCAUGACUCCACGCUAUAACUAACAUCAAGACUGUUCACAAAUAUGCCUUAAAAGUGUCAUUAUGCUCCUGUCAUGAGUCUUGUCUGUGAGCUGUUUGGACACAGUGACUGCCACCAUGCAUCUCCCUUGCCAUAUUAAGUGACUAUUUCCAAAGUGGCACAGUGCGUGCUGUUUGUUUUUGGCUUACCUCAGCCAAAGAGAAAUGAGAAGACUUGUAUGUAUGUAUGUAUGUAAUGUCUUGUUUAUUUGCACUUUACUGUACAUGAAUAUAACUGUAAAACAUCAAUCUA